Molecule: messenger RNA, 555 nt
Organism: Nezara viridula (southern green stink bug)
Lineage: Eukaryota; Metazoa; Arthropoda; Insecta; Hemiptera; Pentatomidae
Source: the annotation of a GenBank genome assembly
AUGAUGGAAUCAGAAGGCUAUCCGUAUAAAGUAGUUGAUGUUGGACGUGAGAAGAAAUUUGGUUUAGUUGCUUGUUCUCUUCAUGACUUAGUACAUCGAGCUUGUGAGAAGCUCAACUUGUCUGGAAAUGUUAAAGUAGUACUAGAACUGGAUGGUACUGAAGUGGAUGAGGAAGAAUAUUUCAGUACGCUUGAAAAGAACACAAUUCUGAUGCUUCUAACCCCAGAUCAGAACUGGGCUCCUCCAGGCAGAAAGAGGCCAGCUGAUGAAACUGAUGCUAGUGGUAGGGGCUUAGAAGGGCUUCUAUCACGUCUUCAAAGUGAUAUUGGACAUGUCUCCUUGUUAGGUGGUUGUGAACUUGAACUUCUUUCCGACAUGGAUCCUGAUUCACUCACAGAUAUUGUUCCAGAUCGUGUAUUUUUAGAUCAAAUUAAGGAAGCAUCAGGCCGUAUUUUAUCAGACAAAAGACAGGCACAAGAAGCUAUGGAUCUCUUGAAAUUAUAUCACAAUGCACAAACAAUCAAAGAAGGAAAGAAAAGUACUUUGGCUCAGUAA